AAAUUUCACACACCACAUCUCCGUUGCUAGUUGCGUCCAGCACUGAGGAGUGAGGCUGCCACGCCCAUUCGCUAGCUAGCUAGAGACCCACAGUACAAACAAUAAUAGAGCAACUGAGCACACCAGGACUACACAGUCGGUUAAGCACUGUGAGAGUGAGCUAGGUUCAGGUCACCACACACGCCUCAUCUCCAAGCCAUGAGCAGCACGGACGCGGACGCCGUGCCGGUGGCCGUGGCGCCGGCGAAGCGCCCUCCCAUCAACAAGUACGCCUUCGCCUGCGCCCUCCUCGCCUCCAUGAACUCCGUCCUCCUCGGAUACGACAUCUCGGUGAUGAGCGGCGCGCAGCUGUUCAUGAAGGAGGACCUGAAGAUCACGGACACGCAGAUCGAGAUCCUGGCCGGCAUCAUCAGCAUCUACUCGCUGCUGGGGUCGCUCAUGGCGGGGCUGACCUCCGACUGGCUGGGCCGGCGCUACACCAUGGUGCUGGCGGCCGCCAUCUUCUUCACGGGCGCCCUCCUCAUGGGCCUCGCCCCCAACUACGCCUUCCUCAUGGCUGGCCGCUUCGUCGCCGGCAUCGGCGUCGGCUACGCGCUCAUGAUCGCCCCCGUCUACACCGCCGAGGUGGCCCCCACCUCCUCCCGCGGCUUCCUCACCACCUUCCCGGAGGUCUUCAACAACUUCGGCAUCCUCCUCGGCUACGUCUCCAACUUCGCCUUCGCGCGCCUCCCCGUGCACCUCAGCUGGCGCGCCAUGUUCCUCGUCGGCGCCGUGCCGCCGGUCUUCCUCGGCUUCGCCGUCCUCGCCAUGCCGGAGUCCCCCCGGUGGCUGGUCAUGCGGGGCCGGAUCGAGGACGCGCGGCGUGUGCUGCUGAGGACCUCCGAUUCGCCCGAGGAGGCCGAGGAACGGCUCCUGGACAUCAAGAAGGUCGUCGGCAUCCCCGCGGACGCCACGGACGCCGAUGAUGUCGUCGCCAUCGUGCGCGCGAACGAGGCCGCGCGCGGGCAGGGGGUGUGGAAGGAGCUGCUGAUCAACCCGAGCCGGCCCGUGCGCCGCAUGCUCGUCGCCGGCCUCGGGCUCAUGUUCAUCCAGCAGGCCACGGGCGUGGACUGCGUGGUGAUGUACAGCCCGCGGGUGUUCGAGAAGGCCGGGAUGAAGAACAGGACUAACUCGCUGGGGGCGUCCAUGGCGGUGGGCGCGUGCAAGACCUUCUUCAUCCCGAUCGCGACGCUCCUCCUCGACCGGGUCGGCAGGAGGCCGCUGCUGCUGGCCAGCGGCGGCGGGAUGGCCAUCUUCCUCUUCACGCUCGCCACGUCCCUGCUCAUGCUCGACCGGCGGCCGGAGUCGGAGGCGAAGGCGCUGGGCGCGGUGAGCAUCGUGGCCAUGCUGUCGUUCGUGGCGUCGUUCGCGUCGGGACUGGGCCCCGUGGCGUGGGUGUACUGCUCGGAGAUCUACCCGCUGCGGCUGCGCGCGCAGGCGGCUGCCAUCGGCACGGGCCUGAACCGGCUCAUGGGCGGGGCCACCACCAUGUCCUUCCUGUCGCUCAGCGAGGCCAUCACCAUCGCCGGGAGCUUCUACCUGUACGCCUGCGUGGCGGCCGCCGGGUGGGUGUUCAUGUACUUCUUCCUGCCGGAGACGAUGGGCCAGAGCCUGGAGGACACCGGGAAGCUCUUCGGCAAGGACAUGGACGACGGCGACACCGACGACGGCGCCGUCGUGCACCACGAGCGCAAGAGGUCCACCGAGCUGAUCACUCAGCAGUAACCCCGAGUAACCUACGCCGUACGUCCGUACACAUGUCGUGUGCUUGUGUUGUGUGUGGUGUGGCCUGUGUCCAAAGCUAUCUUGGACGUGAAUCUCUAGAUUCUGGACACGUUGGUCAGAUUUACAGACUUUAGGACGUAGGGAAGGACACCCAGCGCUCUACGGGGAGGAAGAUCACAUGAUAUUCCGCACGCGUGAUGAAUCCACGUAGAAAGGUCCGGUUCACCGGCCGUCGCGCUGCUUGCCGUGGCGCGCACUGCGCAGCUUGUGACAGAUCUUUUUCACCGAGGUGGCAGUGAUACUGUACGAGUGUGUAUGGGGUAGCAUUUCUGGUAUGUACAGGCUUGUGUUAUAUAUAUGACCGAGUCAUCUCUGAUCUUUAGUUGCAUAUAUAUUUUUCA
Molecule: messenger RNA, 2165 nt
Organism: Triticum urartu
Lineage: Eukaryota; Viridiplantae; Streptophyta; Magnoliopsida; Poales; Poaceae
Product: putative polyol transporter 1
Biological process (GO): transmembrane transport
Cellular component (GO): membrane
Molecular function (GO): transmembrane transporter activity
Source: RefSeq, a predicted model, not a curated record